Drosophila elegans is the source of this 1799-nucleotide messenger RNA. RefSeq names its product UDP-glycosyltransferase UGT5 (gene Ugt317A1). Bases 135 to 1724 code for a protein of 529 amino acids. The transcript is spliced from 4 exons. NCBI's taxonomy places the organism in Eukaryota, Metazoa, Arthropoda, Insecta, Diptera, Drosophilidae. Gene Ontology annotation, molecular function: UDP-glycosyltransferase activity. The record is from RefSeq and is a predicted model, not a curated record.
CAAGGAGAAAUGAGUUCAGUCUGAUUCGUUUACUCACUGGAACCGGAAGAGUUUACUAGGCGAAUGCAGUUAAAAUACGGCCGGAACUUAAUUAUAAUCGCUUAUCGUUAUUGUUCGAAUACCGAAUACGAAAUAUGGAAUCGCAUAAGAAUCGAUGGAUUUGUCUGGCACUUUUUGGCCUAGUUUUGGUUCAGAUCUCUCAGGGAGCCAAGAUCCUGGUACUGUUUCCCCAUGCCAACGAGGGUCACUUUGCGGUAAUGAGAACUCUAGUGACGGAAUUGGCCAUCCGAGAGCAUACAGUUGAAGUCUAUACGGGACAUGGUUUGGGGGAAACUUUGGAUAAUGUUACGGAAACGGUGAUACCGGAAUAUCCCUUCUGGAGCGAGUUGCAAAAACUGGCGGCACCCAAGGGAAACCUAGCUGAUCUUGGUCGCCUGCCCAUUGAAAAUCUUCGCCAGUCCUUGGCCAGCGUUGGAGCCCGCGCCCUGGAUCACUUCCUUAUGCAGGAGCCCAUCCAGAAACUGCUAAAGAUGUCCUACCUGGAAUUUGAUUUCGAUGUGAUCCUAGUGGACUACUUCUACACGGAGGCACUGCUGGCACUGGGGGCUCUCCACCAGCGUCCUGUCAUAGGGAUCAUUUCCACAGACUUUGGUAGCUACAUGGAUGCAGUGCAAGAGGCACUGGUGCCGGCUGCCUGUUCCCCCAUCGAUUUUGAGCAAGGUUUGGUCCAGUUGGGCUUUUCCGAGCGACUCGGCAAUAUCCGGCAGUGUAUCAAUCGCAGGAAGCGAUUCAUCAAGGAUCACUACGGCGGUCAGGAGCAACUGGUGGCCAAGUACUUUAAGCUGCAGCACUCGAUACCCGAACUGCAGGCCAGCCAGCUAUCCGUGCUGCUGCUCAACAGUCAUGUGCCACUGAUGACCCCCCGAGUGAGCAUCCAGCAGAUCGUUCCCGCUGGAGGUCUGCAUAUCCGGGGUCCCAAGGAGUUGCCCUGGAACAUGAAGCGUUUUCUGGAGGAGGCUCGCGCCGGAGUCAUUUACGUUCAGUUGGGAAAUGAGCAGCCUUGUGGCCAGUUACCCAAGGAUAAGUUGGAGGCUUUGCUUGGCUUGUUCGCCGCCAGAAAGGAGAGCGUCAUCUGGACCUGUCACGAUGUCAAGAAACUGGACGGAUUGCCCAAAAACGUGAUGAUCCAACAUGCGGUGCCGCAGAUAGACAUCCUGGCGCAUCCGAGGGUUAAGGUUUUCCUAACCAACGGCGAUCUUCUGAACCUUCAGGAGGGCAUAGUGCGGAAUGUACCCAUUCUGGGACUGCCGCUCUUCCACCACGAAAGGCGGAACGUGGAGCUAGCCGUGCGAUUGGGCGUGGGUCUGCAGUUGGAUGAGGGUAAUGUGACGACCAGCUCGCUUAACUGGGCAGUGAGUAGGCUGCUCCUGGAGUCCCACUACCAACUGACCAUCCGAGAUGUGUCGCUGGAGUUCAGGGACCGACCUCUCGGUGCUUUGGCCAACGCUCUCUUCUGGGUGAACUACGUGGCCCGGCACAAAGGAGGAGCGGCUGUUAGGACCCGGGGCAUUGGCAUCUCCUCCUGCCAUUUGCACCUGUUCGACCUGUUCGUUUUCUACGCUGGAAUAGCCACUCUGGUCGUGACCUUGCUGGCGGCCUUGGGUUAUGGUGGCUUUUAUAUUUGGAAUAAGAAGAACAACUCAAAGUCGACCAAAGUAAAUUAAGUUUUGUUUUCGGAAAUAAAGUGCAUGCCAAGCAGUUCUUGCACUCGAAUAAAUAUCAAUGGAGGUAAAGAUGAA